AUGGUAGGACGUCAACCGAUACGACACAACGGGCAGCACUGCCCAGGCUGGAAGCAGCUACGAAUAGCAUGGGCAAACGUGGGCAAAGCCUCAGAAUGCCACGACACUAUAUUGUGCCGCGCCUCAGAUGAAAACAUCGACGUGAUAUGCAUCCAGGAGCCAUGGACACUACCAGGAACCGUAACUAAAAAUCAUCCAGGGUACCACAUGCACGCGCCUGUGAUAGCAUGGGAUAGCAGGGAGGAACGUGAGAACGAAAGACCACGGGUGCUUACCUACACCCGCAAGGGCGUUAAUUUAAGGGCC
This is a messenger RNA of Exserohilum turcica Et28A, 306 nucleotides long. RefSeq lists its product as uncharacterized. The record is from RefSeq and is a predicted model, not a curated record. NCBI's taxonomy places the organism in Eukaryota, Fungi, Ascomycota, Dothideomycetes, Pleosporales, Pleosporaceae. The annotation marks the transcript as partial. The transcript has a single exon.